AUGGACCGAGUUUGGUUCGGCGCCGUAGUGGUGCUUCUAGCGUUCAGCACCUGCGCCACCGCAACAACAAAAUCUGAGUCUCUCAUCAGUGCCACAGGCAAACCAAAGCGAGAAGCGCCUCUUUCCAGCGGCUACCAUGGACCAUCUUAUAAGUAUUUACCACCAGCGCCCGCCUCGAUAGGUAUCAGUGGCAACGGUUAUGAUAGCUACAGCAGCCAUAGCAGUAAUUCGGCUAGUUUCGGCGCGAGCGGUAGUGCUGGCUUAGGUUAUGACUUUGGUGGCGCUAGCGUUCACGCGAGCGCACCAAAAGUUGAGACAUACAUUGUGCAGACGGAGCCUGCGCAUGGUGGCUACAGUGGCGGAGUGAGCAGUCAUGGCGGCUCAGCGUACAGCGGUGGCAGCAGUGGUCAUUUCGGCGCUGGUCUUAGCAGUGGCGGCGGCAGCGGCGGUGGAUAUCGUUACAGCAGUGGCGCGUCCAGCUCCCAAGCCGGCACCUUGGCCUUGCUGGGGCACAGCAAUUUUGGAGGUGGCAGCAGCGGCGUCAGUAGCAGCAGUAAGUUCCACACCAAAGCGCGCCCACAAAUACAAACUUACAUUAUAGCGGCCAACUCAUUAGCGAAUGGUGGAGGUAGCAGUUUUGGCGGCGGUCAUGCGGUGCAUUCAAGUGGCGGCAGUGGCAGUAGCGCUGGCUUUGGCAGCGGUGGCUAUCAGUACACACCCAGCUUUGGCGGUGCAUCGCACUCGAGCGCGGGUGGAUUUGGUGGCGCGCAUGGUAGCGGCUUUGGCGGUGGGCACGGCGGAAGCAGCUCAUUUGGCGGUCACUCUAGCGGCGGCUUCGGCGCACAUGGCGGCAAUUCAGUAACAUUCAAUUCUCUACAAGGAUAUAGCUAUAGCGGCAAUGCUGGCAGUGGCGGUGCAGCAUUCGGUUUGGGCAGCAGAUCGCAUGGCUCUCUGGCUGGUCAUGGCAGCGGCAGCAGUGGUGCGACAAUUUCAUUCGCCGGUGGUAAUGCAGGUUACAGUGGCCAUGAGUAUGUGCAGAGUGCACCUAGCAUACCAUCGACCAAUUAUGGAAUACCUGCUGGCCCUGCUAUUACAUCCUAUCAAGGCGCUAGUGGUGCAGGUAAUUCAUAUCACAGCAGCGGUUAUGAUACGCCCUCCUAUGCGGCGGGACACAAAGGCUUGGGUCAUUUCAGUUUCAGUGCCAGCAAGCCACAUGCUUUAAAUGUCGAUUUUGGCUCUUCUGGCCACUCCGGCCAUUCCGCACACAGUGUAAGAGCACCCUUCAAGCCGUCCACCCUUUUGGGUACCUCCCAUGAGGUGUCCGCACCAGCCUCUCAGUAUUUACCACCCACAUCAGCUGGCUACGAGUACCAAUCGGAAUCUGUGUUGCACAGUGGCACCUCGGCAGCUGGCAGCGCAUCCACGGCCAUAAAUGAGCCAAACUCUGCAUACUUGCCGCCAGUGUCUACACCUGGAUCAAGCUACUUGCCACCGCAUCAUCACUGAUAGACGCACGCAAUACUUAAACGCAAAUUGAUACUCACCAUUUCAUUGCUCACCCUCGUCGGGCGGCUUCAUCCGGUGAAUCGCUGGAAAUUCUUUGCAUACGCCUCUUUUCGCUGCUAUUUAUUU
Molecule: messenger RNA, 1632 nt
Organism: Anastrepha ludens (Mexican fruit fly)
Lineage: Eukaryota; Metazoa; Arthropoda; Insecta; Diptera; Tephritidae
Product: loricrin
Exons: 2
Coding region: 1-1506 (501 amino acids)
Source: RefSeq, a predicted model, not a curated record